CCGAGUUGCAUUGUGGGAGUAGUCUUACUUCCGGGCGGCAGCGUGUUGAAAAGGCAUUGUAAGGACUGGAUUUUUUUUAAAAUCAAGAAACCCGCUUAUUAACAUCUUUUGCUUUCCCAGUUAGCCGUCGAUAUGGUAAAAUUAUCGGCAGAGCUAAUUGAGCAAGCUGCUCAAUACACAAACCCCGUGCGCGACAGAGAGCUGGAUCUGCGAGGUUACAAAAUUCCUGUACUUGAAAACCUUGGGGCUACACUUGACCAGUUUGAUACAAUCGAUUUCUCUGACAAUGAAAUCAGAAAACUGGACGGCUUCCCUUUGCUCAAGAGGCUCAAAACAUUGCUCAUGAACAACAACAGAAUAUGUCGUGUUGGUGAAAACCUUGAACAGGCAUUGCCGUGUAUGAGGGAGCUGAUCCUCACAAGCAACAACAUCCAGGAAUUGGGUGAUUUGGAUCCGCUAGCCUCAGUGAAGACAUUGACCCUUCUCAGUCUCCUAAGGAAUCCAGUGACCAACAAGAAACACUACAGGCUCUAUGUCAUCAACAAAAUUCCCCAGAUUCACGUGCUUGACUUCCAGAAGGUCAAGUUAAAGGAGCGUCAGGAGGCGGAGAAAAUGUUCAAGGGCAAACGAGGUGCUCAGCUUGCAAAGGAUAUUGCCAAGCGGACCAAAACGUUCACCCCCGGAGCUGCCGUGCAGCAGCCUGAGAAGAAGAAGAUGGGACCGUCUCCCGCUGACGUGGAAGCGAUCAAGAAUGCAAUAGCUAACGCCUCGUCUCUGGCCGAGGUGGAGAGGUUGAAGGGGAUGCUGCAGGCUGGUCAGAUCCCCGGACGGGAGGUCAGACAAGUCCCCCCGGAAAUGGUGGAGGUGGAAGAGGAAGAGGAGGAGAACGGGGUUGUACAUAUGCAACGAGAGAUACAGACAGAGGAAGGAAAUGGAGUGGAGGAGAUGGAAGAGGAUGUUGUGGAGGAGGUACAGGGAAAGGUGGAGGAGGUACAGGGAAAGGAGGUAGAAAAGGAAGAAGUGCAGGAGAAAGAAGAGGGGGAGGAGGGUGAAAAACAAGAGUCUGAGGAAGAUGAGUCUGAGGACGAUGAUAUGGAUGAAGACUCACCGGUUAACGGAUCAUGAUCGUUUUAUGCAGAUCUCAAGUCUUGCUUGAUUUGUAAGUUUAUAUUUGUUGAGCAUGUAAUGCCAUUUUUGUUAUUUUGAGAAAUGAAAAUACAAUAAACAUUUUUUUACAAAACAA
Messenger RNA from Oncorhynchus keta (chum salmon), 1243 nucleotides. It is a transcript of the gene snrpa1, whose product is annotated as small nuclear ribonucleoprotein polypeptide A'. Gene Ontology annotation, molecular function: U2 snRNA binding. Bases 133 to 1125 code for a protein of 330 amino acids. The transcript is spliced from 9 exons. NCBI's taxonomy places the organism in Eukaryota, Metazoa, Chordata, Actinopteri, Salmoniformes, Salmonidae. The record is from RefSeq and is a predicted model, not a curated record. Gene Ontology annotation, cellular component: U2 snRNP. Gene Ontology annotation, biological process: mRNA splicing, via spliceosome.